Triplophysa dalaica is the source of this 6716-nucleotide messenger RNA. RefSeq names its product neurexin 3a (gene nrxn3a). Bases 650 to 5092 code for a protein of 1480 amino acids. The transcript is spliced from 24 exons. Lineage: Eukaryota; Metazoa; Chordata; Actinopteri; Cypriniformes; Nemacheilidae. The record is from RefSeq and is a predicted model, not a curated record.
UCCGUAACUGCACUCGAGCACGGAACGAGGAAAGUGUGGCGGGUAUAAAAAAUACCGCCAAAAAGCUAUAUUUUAAGUGACGUGGACCAAAUAAAACCCUGUUUGGAAUGUAAUGAGGAUUAUUACGCGUUGGAAUAUUUUUUUACGAAAACUGAGCUAGUGUGCAGUAGACAGGGCGAAUAAACCGUGAGGACUACAUUACCCACAAGGCAUCAUGAAGGCUGUGCUGGUUUCCCAAAAUAUCAAAAGAGUCCAACCUGGAGGACUUGUCUGGAUGCUCGAGAAAGUGUGUUAAAUCUUGGGAGAUACCUGAAGGAAAACAGCACCUGAGCAGGCACGCACCACCGCAUCCACUGGUCUUCUCAAGAUUAUUAAUUCCAGGAAACUAAGAAAGAGAACCUUUGAGAGAUUUUAUUGUUGUGCAAUGUAAUUGGCCUUACGACUGUUACUUAAGACUGUUCUCCCUCUUAAUACCCUCUCCUCUUUUAGGAUAUUCCUUUUUGUCUCUGCGUUGACGAUCUCACCUCUUCUACUUCUAUCUCUGGGCAUACUGUGGGAUGUACUUUGGAUAUACGGACCUUUGAACCAAAGCAAAUUCAAUGAUUUCCUCCUGUUCAGGAUUAUAACCCCAAUCUACAGCACUUUGAAAAUGAAUUUCUUCAGAUUCCCAGUCCAGUUGCAGCUGCUGAUGAGUACUGUGGUCGGGUUCUGCUCGGGCUUGGAGUUUACAGGGUCACAGGGCCAGUGGGCGCGCUAUCUCCGCUGGGACGCCAGCACCAGAAGUGACCUCAGCUUCCAGUUCAAAACAGACGUGUCCACUGCCUUAAUCCUGUACAUUGACGAUGGCGGCUACUGCGACUUCCUCCAACUCAUGGUGGUUGAAGGGAAGCUCCAGUUGCAGUUUAGCAUCGACUGCGCCGAGACAACUGUCAUAUCAGACAAGAGAGUCAACGACAGCAGCUGGCAUUCCGCAACCUUGAGCAGGUACAACCUGAGAACUGUUCUGGGGCUGGACGGAGCAAGCAAAGCGGCCGAGGUGCGGCCUCAGAGGCAGUACAUGAAGAUCGUAAGCGAUCUCUUCCUGGGCGGAGUCCCUCAAGAUAUUCGCAUUUCUGCGCUCACUCUCCCGACAGUGAAGGAUCUUCCGCCAUUUAAGGGAAUUAUCAGGGAACUGAGGUACAGUAACAAGGAACCUACUCUGCUAAACAGCCAAUUGGUCCGCAUGGACAUAGAGGGAAUCUGCAUGGAGAAUCCGUGUGAGAACGGAGGGACGUGCUCCAUUGUCGACGGGGAACCAAUUUGUGAUUGUUCUGAGACUGAAUAUGUUGGUCGAUUCUGCAACGAAGCAGAGGCCAACAGCAUCCCAGGUUUCGCACACAUGAUGAUGGCAGAUCAAGCCAAGGGAAAAGCACGAGAAGAGAAUGUGGCUACGUUCCGAGGAUCUGAAUACUUCUGCUAUGACUUAUCUCAGAACCCCAUCCAAAGCAGCAGCGAUGAGAUCACGUUGUCCUUCAAGACCUGGCAAAGAAAUGGUCUCAUCCUCCACACCGGCAAGUCCGCUGACUACGUCAACCUGGCUCUGAAAGACGGGGCCGUUUCGUUGGUCAUCAACCUGGGUUCCGGAGCUUUCGAAGCUAUCGUCGAACCCGUCAAUGGAAAAUUCAACGACAACACCUGGCACGAAGUUAAAGUCACACGCAACCUCAGACAGGUAACCAUAUCUGUGGACGGCAUCUUAACCACAACAGGCUACACCCAGGAGGACUACACCAUGCUCGGCUCGGACGAUUUUUUCUACGUCGGAGGAAGUCCAAGUACAGCGGAUUUGCCAGGGUCCCCUGUUAGCAACAACUUCAUGGGUUGCCUGAAGGAGGUUCUUUACAAGAACAAUGACAUCAGGCUGGAAUUAUCCCACCUCGCACGAAUCGUGGACCCCAAAAUGAAGAUCCAGGGAGAUGUGGUGUUCAAGUGCGAGAACGUGGCCACCCUGGACCCCAUUUCCUUCGAGACGCCCGAGGCCUACAUCAGCCUACCCAAGUGGAACACUAAGCGCGUAGGCUCCAUCUCCUUCGACUUCCGCACUACCGAACCAAACGGACUUAUUCUUUUCACCCAUGGGAAACAGCAGGAGAGGAAGGACGCUCGCAGCCAGAAGAACACAAAAGUGGACUUUUUUGCGGUGGAGCUUCUGGAUGGAAGUUUGUACCUGCUGCUGGACAUGGGCUCGGGGACCAUCAAAGUAAAAGCCACGCAGAACAAAGUGAACGACGGGGCCUGGUACCAUGUGGACAUCCAGCGAGAUGGAAGAUCAGGCACCAUAUCCGUCAACAGCCGUCGCUCCCCGUUCACUGCCAGUGGUGAGAACGAGAUCUUAGACCUGGAGGGGGAGAUGUACCUCGGCGGUCUCCCCGACAGUCGAGCCGGGCUGAUUCUCCCCACCGAGCUGUGGACCGCCAUGUUGAACUACGGCUAUGUGGGCUGCAUCCGGGACCUGUUCAUUGAUGGACGCAGUAAAGACAUCAGGCAGAUCGCCGAGGCCCAGAACGGAGCGGGAAUCAAGCCUUCCUGCAACAAGAUGCCAGGAAAGCAGUGCGACAGCUAUCCGUGCAAAAACAAAGGCAUGUGCAAGGAGGGAUGGAACCGCUUCAUCUGUGACUGUACGGGCACUGGCUACUGGUCACGUACCUGCGAGAGGGAGGCAUCCAUCCUGAGCUAUGACGGUAGCAUGUACAUGAAGGUGGUGAUGCCCUCCGUGAUGCACACUGAAGCAGAAGACGUGUCCCUGCGCUUCAUGUCUCAGCGGGCGUACGGCCUGCUCAUGGCCACCACCUCCCGCGACUCCGCCGACACUCUUCGGCUGGAGCUGGACGGAAGUCGCGUCAAACUCACGGUCAACUUAGACUGUAUCAGGAUAAACUGUAACUCCAGCAAAGGACCAGAGACACUGUAUGCUGGACAAAAACUCAAUGAUAAUGAGUGGCAUACUGUGCGCGUCAUCCGGAGGGGCAAAAGCUACAAGCUAACGGUUGACGAUGACGUAGCAGAAGGUCAGAUGGUAGGCGACCACACCCGAUUAGAGUUCCACAACAUCGAGACGGGCGUGAUGACGGAGCGCCGUUUCGUCUCUAUGAUCCCCUCCAGCUUCAUCGGUCACCUGCAGAGCCUCAAGUUUAACGGCAUGCUCUACAUCGACCUGUGCAAGAAUGGCGACAUCGAUUACUGCGAGCUCAACGCACGCUUCGGCAAGCGUUCCAUCAUCGCAGACCCCGUGACGUUCAAAACCAAGAGCAGUUACCUGAGCCUGGCGACCCUGCAGGCCUACGCCUCCAUGCACCUGUUCUUUCAGUUCAAGACCACCUCUCCGGACGGAUUCAUUCUGUUUAACAGCGGUGAUGGGAGCGAUUUCAUCGCUGUAGAGAUGGUCAAAGGGUACAUACAUUACGUGUUUAACCUCGGGAACGGUCCCAAUGUCAUCAAGGGUAACAGUGAAAGAGCUCUUCAUGACAACCAGUGGCACAAUGUCGUCAUAACUAGAGACAACAGUAAUGUCCACACAUUGAAAGUUGAUGCCAAGGCGGUGAGUCAGGUGGUCAACGGAGCUAAAAACCUGGACCUAAAAGGUGACCUCUACAUCGCUGGACUGGGGCCUAACAUGUACAACAGCCUGCCGAAACUCGUAGCCUCUCGAGACGGUUUCAAGGGUUGUCUGGCAUCCGUGGAUCUGAACGGUCGCCUGCCCGACCUCAUAAACGACGCACUAUUCCGCAGCGGUCAGAUCGAGCGAGGAUGUGAAGCAUCCAAAAGUGAACUUGGUUUCACCAAAGCAGAUCUACAAGGUCCUAGCACUACAUGUCAAGAAGAUUCUUGCGGCAACAUGGGGAUCUGCAUCCAGCAGUGGGAGAACUACACCUGCGACUGCUCGAUGACCUCUUUCACAGGAACGCAGUGCAAUGACCCCGGGACAACUUACAUCUUUGGAAAAGGAGGGGGCCUCAUUACCUUUAACUGGCCGGCCAACGAGCGCCCGAGCACUCGUACGGACAGGCUGACUGUGGGCUUCAGCACCUCCAUCAAGGAUGGCCUCCUCAUCCGCAUCGACAGCGCCCCAGGCCUGGGUGACUACCUCAUGCUCCACAUUGAGCAAGGCAAAAUUGGAGUCAUAUUCAACAUCGGAACGGUUGACAUCAUCGUGCAGGAGAGCAGUAUGGCAGUAAAUGACGGCAAGUACCAUGUAGUGCGCUUCACCAGAAAUGGGGGCAAUGCCACACUUCAGGUGGACAACUGGGCCAUCAACGAGCACUUCCCCUCAGGUAACAGCGAUAAUGAGAGAAUACAAAUGGCAAAUAAGAAAAUUCCUUUCAAAUAUGCCCGGCCCGUAGAGGAGUGGCUUCAGGAGAAAGGGCGGCAGCUAACGAUAUUCAACACCCAGGCUACGAUAAGAAUUGGUGGUGCGGAUCGCAAGCGUCCGUUCCAGGGCCAGCUCUCGGGAUUCUACUACAACGGCCUGAAAGUGCUCAACAUGGCUGCUCAGGGCAACCCCAACAUCAGAAUCAACGGAAGCGUGCGCCUGGUGGGAGAGAUUCCCUCGGCAGGUUCGGCCCGAACCACGGCCCUGCCCCCAGAGAUGUCCACCACCUUUAUCGAGACCACCACUACCAUGUCCACGACCACCACGAGAAAACACCGCACUCCACCCACAAUACAGACCACAGAUGAAAUGGUCUCAUCGGCGGAAUGUUCCAGUGACGAUGAGGACUUUGCUGAGUGCGAAGGACACGCAGGUGGGCUAGCAAUCCCGACGGAGCCGGGCAUCAGGCGGGUUCCGGGGGCCUCCGAGGUGGUCCGUGAAUCUAGCAGCACCACCGGAAUGGUCGUCGGGAUAGUGGCUGCUGCCGCUUUAUGCAUCCUAAUUCUCCUGUACGCCAUGUAUAAGUACAGAAACAGGGACGAGGGAUCCUACCAAGUAGACGAGACAAGGAAUUACAUAACCAACUCGGCACAGAGCAAUGGAGCAGUCAUGAAGGACAAGCAGCAGAGUUUAAAAGGCGGCAACAAGAAGCAGAAAAACAAGGACAAGGAGUACUACGUGUGAGCGCGAGCGUGUCCCGAGCAGAGAGAGACCAACAGACACGUACACAGAGAACAUUGAACUAUUGCUAGCUGCGCCGAGAGGAGGCCACAGACGCCUGGCGCUGUGCUGAGACUGCGGUAAACUCUCACACGAACUGUACCAUAAAGCACACUUACUACCAAGAAGAUAAAUAGCGACAUUAGUGACCUUACUCUUCUAUCCGGUCGGAGACGUUAUCCGUGUAGAAUAUUCCACAGCGACAUCAUAAUCCUAAGUGACUUUUAGAGGUACGUGAUCCUUGGAGUAAAUAUCGUUUCUUUGGUUUCUCUUUCUUUUUAUUUGGUCAUUUUGUACAAAGAAGAGAACGCUAUAUCGGCCGUAUUGAGCAUGUAAGAGACAGACAAGUGGGGCCAAAAAAAUGUUUGUCACGAGCGAAAAAGGACUCCUGCCAACAAAAAACACAUAUAUAAAUAUAAAUAUAUAUAUAUAUGAGAGAGAGAUUUGUAUUGUUUAUACAUAACAUGUGGUGUCUUAUGAUUCUUGCUCUCUGCAAAAAGAAAAAAGAAACUGUCAUAUCUGCUAAAGUGACAGGUCGCUAAGACUCUGCCAGCACAGCACUGUUAUGAUUUACAAUCAAAAAUGAUCGUUCGAAUUGUACAACCAACUGUAAUAAUGUGUGAGUUGCCAGAAAGAAGUUACCAAGUCUCAGUAAAGCGACUGAUUGUAGUGCAUGCCAUCCCUUGCUUUCAUGUUCAACGAAAGAUGCUUGAACACGUCCACCGGGUUAAUCCCUUCAUAAAAUAGACCUCUCUCGUCCCUUACGGCGCCAACGAGGGACAACAUUUCCUGAAUUUCCUACUUUCAGUUGCAGCAAGUCGAUGAUUGGGACUUUUUCAAUCGUAUGUAUGUUGGUCCAUAUGCUCUCGUCUCUUUUUUAUAACGCUGUCUGGUGCAGACUGGCGCAGUGCUCUAAUACUGUUAAAGGAUGUCUAUACGAAAAUAAAUUUAAUGUGAAAAGUGUGAAGAAUUCUACUAUCUGUUGUCACAGUCGACUGUGUCAAACGACAAAUUUGUUUACAUAUUUUAUUACAUGAUAGCGGUUGUACUUUGUAGGUAGAUGAUGUACAUACAAACCUAAGUUGUAUUUUUUUGAGUAAUUCUACUGUACAGAGAGAUCAUUUGAUUUAUCGGUGUACUUCAUUAAGAAAAUUAGACGCUGUCUGUUCAUGUGAACGAGCGGAAAAUAUACAGACGUUUUGUAAGGAAAAGCAGAGAAUAUUGUUAGAUUAGAGGUCUAAUCUUUCUCGCAGAUGUUUCUAAGUCGCAUGGAUAUUUGACUACUUGAAGCUGUCAAUCAAAUACAAGACACACUUCUUAAUUGUAUCGGUUGUUUUAUUUAUAGAAGAAUCAAAGAAAUAUGUAAUAAAGACAGACGAACAUGGAUACGCACAUGCAGCUCACGUAAUUUACGCUGUGUGAGUCUCUUACCUUGAUGUCUUAAUUCAAGUGGCCUGGACUGGAGUAAACCUGUUGCAUCAAUGCACUUUUUACAUUUCAGUUCCGUAUCAUGUAUGUAUAAUUUUUUGUUGCCAUUUUUAUAUAUUUGUUUAUCAGUGUACCCAUACAUAUAAUGUGGAGAUGUGGC